Messenger RNA from Myiozetetes cayanensis, 2071 nucleotides. RefSeq names its product bone morphogenetic protein 6 (gene BMP6). Gene Ontology annotation, cellular component: extracellular region. Lineage: Eukaryota; Metazoa; Chordata; Aves; Passeriformes; Tyrannidae. The coding region runs from base 1 to 1308 and encodes 435 amino acids. Gene Ontology annotation, biological process: SMAD protein signal transduction. Gene Ontology annotation, molecular function: cytokine activity; growth factor activity. The transcript is spliced from 7 exons. The record is from RefSeq and is a predicted model, not a curated record.
AUGCCGCGGCGGCUGGCCUGGCUGUGCUGCUGCUGGGCGCUGCUGAGCGGCGCCUGCCGCCCCGCCGAGCCCGCGCUGCCUGCGGAGGGCGGGGAGCCACCGCCGCCCGCCGCCGCCUCGGGCUUCCUCUACCGGCGGCUGAAGUCGCACGAGAAGCGGGAGAUGCAGCGGGAGAUCCUGUCGGUGCUGGGGCUGCCCCACCGCCCCCGGCCGCUGCCGCGGGAGCCGCCGGCCCCGCCGCCGGGACGGCUGACGGCGGCACCGCGCUUCAUGCUGGACCUCUACCACUCCCUGGCCGAGGGCGCGGAGGGCAGCGCGGGCGCGGAGCGGGGUGACCACCCGGCGCCCCUCGCCCCGCCACCGCUGCCCAGCCCGCAGGACAGCGCCUUCCUCAACGACGCCGACAUGGUCAUGAGCUUCGUCAACCUGGUUGAGUAUGACAAGGAGUUCACACCUCACCAGAGGCACCACAAGGAAUUCAAAUUUAAUUUGUCUCAGAUUCCUGAGGGCGAGGCCGUCACAGCCGCUGAGUUUCGGAUCUACAAGGACUGCGUUGUGGGAAGCUUUAAAAACCAAACCUUCCUUAUCAGCAUCUACCAAGUGCUUCAGGAACAUCAGAACAGAGCCUCUGACCUGUUUCUGCUGGACACGCGGGCAGUGUGGGCAUCGGAGGAGGGCUGGCUGGAGUUUGAUGUCACUGCCACCAGUAACAUGUGGGUGAUGAGCCCUCAGCACAACAUGGGACUGCAGCUGAGCGUGGUGACCCAGGAUGGUUUCAGCGUAAAUCCUAGAGAAGCAGGCCUUGUAGGGCGAGAUGGCCCUUACGACAAACAGCCUUUCAUGGUGGCCUUCUUCAAAGUGAGCGAAGUUCACCUCCGGACCACUAGGUCAGCGACGAGCAGGCGCAGGCAGCAGAGUCGGAACCGCUCCACCCAAACUCAGGACGUUUCCAGGGUGUCAAGUGUCACAGAUUACAACAGCAGUGACUUAAAAACAGCUUGCAGAAAGCAUGAGCUUUACGUUAGCUUCCAAGACUUGGGAUGGCAGGACUGGAUAAUCGCUCCAAAGGGCUACGCAGCCAACUACUGUGAUGGGGAGUGCUCAUUCCCACUCAAUGCCCAUAUGAACGCAACCAAUCAUGCCAUUGUCCAAACUCUGGUUCAUCUUAUGAAUCCUGAUUACGUUCCCAAACCAUGCUGUGCACCUACCAAACUAAAUGCCAUAUCUGUUCUUUACUUUGAUGAUAAUUCUAAUGUAAUCUUGAAGAAAUACAGGAAUAUGGUAGUAAGAGCUUGUGGAUGUCACUGACAAACAGUCUUCACAUGGACUCUGUGAUGCUACCAUGAACUUUGAUACAACCUUCCCUGCUUUCAGGAGCUUGGAGAAAAAAGCAUGUGAUGUACCACGUUUCAGAACACCACGUAUGUGCCUUGUGGGAGGACGGGGUGUGGGGACCACCCCUUGGGGUGUGAACAAACUGCUGGACUUCUUACAGACUGACCCUACGCCGCGGUGGCUGCUCAGCUCAGCGGCAGCAGCAAUAUGCCCACACGCUUUAUUUGGCUGGGAUGGUCUUAAAUCUCACAUAGCAGCUUGGCCUUUAGCAGUUGUUUGGACAUGUGCUGCAGUUUUACCAGAUGGGCUAACAACACCCAAAAAAAAAGUAAGGUCUUUUUCUUGGGAGUGGGGAGGGAAGACAAGGGGGAGAGGCAGAGAAGCUAAAGAAAGUGGUGUUGGCACUGUGGUCAUAGAGCAUACGUCUCGUGCAAGAUCGUUUUGUCCAGAAGGACCAGCUACUACGCCUAGGCUGAUGGUCUCCUCCUGACAGCUGUCAUGACAGUAAGCAUCUAAAAUUGUGCCAAAGUAAAUGUUUCAGUUCUCUUAUGCUCCAAGCACUGUUUAACUCUGAUCCUGCAAGCGUAAGAUGGCUUGGCUGCACCAUGUGUUAGAAACACUACCAUGAACUCAGACCCUGGCUGGUCUUACCAGUUCACUCUCUGACUGAGCAGUACAACUUCAUACACUCGUUCUUAUGCAACUUCCUUCCCCUCCACAAACGAGGUGGCCUCAU